AUGAAUAAUUGUUUCCGAAGUUUGAGCUCUGCCCAGCCUGCAAAGAAAUGGUUUCAUUAUUCUAAAUCAGCUUUAAGAUAUGCCAGCACCGCCCGUUAUCCAUCGCCAUCAGCUCAUAAAUGGUCGCAUCCUCCAAGCUCAACCACCAUUGCAGAUAGCGAAAUCGCGAAUCUUGCAAGCAAACCUCUGCAUCCAUUGAGCUUGGCAGAUUUGGUCAAACAUGGCCGCCCAUCCUUAUCAACAGAAGCCUUGUUUUCAUCUGCGAAUUUCACGCUCGAUCUCCUUCCCAUUCGUCUUGCGCACAGAAUACAAGCGUUGCGAAAUCUGCCAUUUAUCGUAGUAUCAAAUCCAAAUAUCUCAAGGAUCUACAAUAAUUAUCUCCAUUCAUUAUCCACCCUUUUACCAUACAAAACCAUAUCUACCUUGGAAGACGAAAUAAGGUUUACGGAGGUGUUGGCAGAUUUGGUGGAAACACACUCGCACACAAUUCCAACUCUUGCAAGAGGUUUUCUUGAAUGCCGAAAGUACAUAAGUCCGUCUGAGGUGACGCGAUUUCUGGAUGAGCAUCUUCGUGCUCGAAUAGGUACUCGGUUGAUCGCGGAGCAACACAUCGCAUUACAUCUCUCAUCUCAACCUCACCAGAUGGGGCAUUCCGAGGCGGAGCCAUCAUCUUACAUUGGUGUUAUAGAUACAGCUUUGAACCCGGCGUCAAUAGUGAAUUCAUGUGGAAAUUUUGUCUCAGAAAUCUGCGAACUUAAAUACGGCGUCCGACCAAGUUGGAUUAUCGAUGGAGAACCGGAGACAACAUUUGCAUUUGUGCCAGUGCAUUUAGAAUACAUAAUUACUGAAUUACUCAAAAACGCCUUCCGUGCGACCGUCGAAUCUGGUAGGUCUAAUGAACCAGUAGUUAUAACGAUAGCUGCAGAGCCAGAGCUCUCUACGAUAAAUGAUCCACAGAGUAAGUCUAGCCCGGGUGUAAUUCUAGAUGGCAACCCCACAAUCAAACCGUUUGAAGAUUCCGCUCCCGGUGUUACCAUUCGUAUUCGAGACCGAGGAGGUGGAAUCAGUCCUGAAGUUUUACCAAACGUAUGGUCUUAUUCAUUUACAACAUUUUCGGAGGAAGACGAAUUACCCGGGCAAAGCCACAGCAACGGGAGCAUGGAUGCUUUAAAUGUUUUAUCAGGCGCUGGGGGUGAGAGUAGCUCGAUUGCUGGGCUAGGAUACGGGCUACCACUUGGAAGAGCAUACGCUGAAUAUUUUGGGGGUGGCAUCGAAAUUCAGUCGCUUUAUGGAUGGGGCUGUGAUGUUUAUUUACGACUUAAGGGCCUCGGAAGACCGAAUAAGUAA
Messenger RNA from Botrytis deweyae, 1347 nucleotides. RefSeq lists its product as uncharacterized. Gene Ontology annotation, molecular function: pyruvate dehydrogenase (acetyl-transferring) kinase activity. The transcript is spliced from 2 exons. NCBI's taxonomy places the organism in Eukaryota, Fungi, Ascomycota, Leotiomycetes, Helotiales, Sclerotiniaceae. The record is from RefSeq and is a predicted model, not a curated record. Gene Ontology annotation, cellular component: mitochondrion. Gene Ontology annotation, biological process: regulation of glucose metabolic process; protein phosphorylation. The coding region runs from base 1 to 1347 and encodes 448 amino acids.